AUGACUUUGAUAAACUCAUUUACAGUAAACAGAAAUAAUGAGGUCACCCUCAUUGUGAUUGAUAAAGAAAAGAACAGCCAGUGUGCAGUUAAAUGGGCAAUGGAUAAUCUUCUAUACAAGGGAGAUUCAAUAUGCAUUUUUCUUUAUGUUCAAAGUCAUAACUUGAAUAGCAAGGAUGUUGCUACUGCUGCUAAAGGAGGUCGCCCGCCAGACAAUGAUGAAUUGGAGCAUUUGUUCCUUCCCUAUAGAGCGUUUUGUGCUCGAAAAGGGAUUACGGCGAAGGAGGUGGUCCUCCAUGACACUGAUGCUUCAAAUGCAGUAAUUCAUUAUGCAACUAGCAACUUCGUUGACAAUAUUGUUGUUGGUUCUUCCAGCCGGCAUGGUCUAAUGAGGAAAUUUAGAUAUCCGGAUGUGGCAUCCAGCUUACUCAAAUCUGCUCCAGAAACUUGUACAGUAUAUGUUGUAUCAUCCAAAGGAAAAGCACAAACAACCAGAUAUCCAAGUCAGCCUCAGUCACCAGUCAAUGACGACAAGAAGCAUCAGCCACAGUCACCAAAUGGUGAUGGCAAUAAUUUGAAGAAACAAUGUCAUAGGGACCUUCGCUCUUACCUUGAAUCUGAUACUGCAACCCCUGUUGAGAUAAACAGAAGUGAGCUUAGCUGUGACAGUCUGACAACAGAAGUAACUGACGAAAACUCCACCAGCAUUGAAACUGUGCAGACAACUGCACAUGGAAAGUUCAGUUCAAAUGUAUCAUCGAUUCUCACAGGAGAAAGUCAUAUGCCAGAUUCGUUCAAUAUGAAAUCAGUCUCAGAUAGAAGUGAGUUAUCAUUGUCACUUAGCUUUCAAUCAGCAGACAUAUCCGAGAAUUUAGAUAAUGCAAUUGCUUUUAAGAGUCCCGGAAAGUUUUUAUCCCCUCAACCACCAGCAACCACUGUAACCACUGAAAGCUUGGAUGCCGAGAUACAGAGGUUAAGGAUGGAAUUGAAGCAAUCCAUGGACAUGUACAACACAGUUUGUAAGAAAGCUAGGGAAGCAAAAGGGAGGAUAGAAGAAGCAAAAAAGUUAGAGAGAACCAGGCUUGUGGAAGUGGCUGCAGUGAAGCUUCAACAAAUGAAGCUGGAGGAAUCAAGAAAGUUAGAGGAAGCCAGACUUGCAGAACAGGCUACAUUUGAUAUGGUCGAGAUAGGGGAACAGAAUAGCAGAGCCGCCAGGAAAGCAGUACAGACAACACAGUAUCUAACAGACUUGAAGACUCAGAAAAGAAAGAUAACAGAAAUGAAUGACAUGUAUGAAGCAGAAGAAAAGAGGAGAGCAAGGGAAGCAUUGCCUCAGAAAAAUAUUCAGUAUAAAAAAUACACUAUUGAACAGAUUGAAACUGCAACAAAUUACUUUUCACCGUCGCAGAAGAUUGGUGAAGGGGCAUAUGGACCUGUUUAUAGAGCCAUAAUUGAUCACAAAGCUGUCGCCAUAAAGGUCCUGAGACCAGACAUAUCACAGGGACUGAAACAAUUCCAACAAGAGAUUGAGGUUCUAGGCAGCAUGACACAUCCAAAUAUAAUUAUCCUCCUAGGUGCCUGCCAUGAGUAUGGUUGUCUUGUGUAUGAGCAUAUGGAAAACGGAAGCUUAGAAGAUCGGCUCUUCCAGAAAGGUGACACUCCCUCAAUCCCAUGGAGCACACGUUUCAAUAUAGCUGUUGAGAUUGCCACUGGCCUUCUUUUCCUUCACCAAAACAAACCAGAACCCCUCGUUCAUCGUGAUCUCAAGCCUGCAAAUAUUCUUUUAGACCGAAACUAUACAAGCAAGAUAUGUGAUGUAGGCUUGGCUCGGCUAGUUCCACAAUCUACAGCUGAUAGUUUCACUCAAUAUUACAUGACAGAAGCAGCUGGUACAUUUUGUUACAUAGAUCCAGAGUAUCAACAAACAGGAAUGCUGGGUGUGAAAUCAGAUUUAUAUUCAUUAGGUGUGAUGCUGUUACAAAUUAUUACAGCAAAGCCUCCAAUGGGUCUGACCCACCAGGUCGAGAAGGCCAUUGAGAACAAAACAAUCUCAAGGAUCCUUGAUCCGACAGUGAGUGAUUGGCCUGUUGAGGGGGCAUUAUCUUUCGCCAAAUUGGCUUUGCAGUGCUGUGAGCUGAGAAAAAGGGACAGACCAGAUCUCGCCACAGUCGUGCUGCCAGAGCUGAUCCGGCUAAGAGAUCUUGAAUUGGAAACUGAAGCCAGUUACGGUGACUUAACUGUUCCAUCAAGUCCUAUCUAUUCUGUGCUUCCAGAAAUAGCAAAAGCAAAUCAGGAAGGAAUGAGAAACAAUCCUAAUGUGGAAAUCGAAAUUCAACGUAGAUCAAUAAGCGAAAGGGAUGGAAACUGCUGA
Molecule: messenger RNA, 2370 nt
Organism: Pistacia vera
Lineage: Eukaryota; Viridiplantae; Streptophyta; Magnoliopsida; Sapindales; Anacardiaceae
Product: U-box domain-containing protein 35-like
Exons: 9
Coding region: 1-2370 (789 amino acids)
Biological process (GO): protein phosphorylation
Molecular function (GO): protein kinase activity; ATP binding
Source: RefSeq, a predicted model, not a curated record